GGGACCAUCCACGUCCGCAAGGUGCAUGAAUGAGCCUGAAACCUGCUCUCCGCCGGCUCGUUGGGACGCUCCCUAACCAACUCGGGCCUGCCCGCUAUCCGCUUGUCCCCGCUGCUGCCGCUGCUCUCCGGACCAGAUCCGCUUUCCUUCUUCCUCACACAUCGCGCUUCCAUUCCUCGGCAAUGUCUGGCGACGAAAGUGACGAAAAGCGACGAAUCCGCAUCUACACCCGCACCGGCGACAAGGGCACCUCUGCGCUCUAUACGGGCGAGCGCCGUCCCAAGGACGACCAGAUCUUUGAGGCCCUUGGCACGACCGAUGAGCUGACAAGCCAUCUGGGCUUGGCCCAUCAUUUUUGCGUCAAGACCGACAACGGGCUUGCAGACAAGCUUGUCAAGAUCCAGUGCCUGUUGCAAGAUAUUGGUUCCAACAUCGCGACCCCGAGGUCGAAGGCAUCCGAGUUCAAGCUGUCCAAGACGUCGUUUGACGUCAACGGCGAAUUGGUCAAGGAGCUCGAGUCCUGGAUCGAUCAGCUCGAUAACUCGCUGGAGCCUCUGACCCAGUUUAUUCUGCCGUCUGGAGGCGAAGCCGCCUGCCAUCUCCAAAUCGCUCGCAGUGUGUGCCGCCGAGCCGAGCGCCGAGUCGUCCCGCUGGUCGAGCAAGGCAUCGCCGAUGCCAGCUGCGCAAAGUAUCUCAACCGCCUCUCUGACUUUUUGUUCACCGCCGGCCGCUUUGCUGCCAAGCACGACGGCGCCACCGAGACCAUCUACAAGAGCAUGACGAGCUUCCAGGCGGCCAAGUAAUAACCCAAACUUGGGUCCUCGUGUGUUUGGAUCUGGAACGGGUUGCAUGGCUCCCGCAAUUCCAGUUCACCUCGACAAAUUGACCGAAAUACAUCCAUGAUAGGCCGUCA
Polychytrium aggregatum is the source of this 913-nucleotide messenger RNA. Its product is annotated as CobIyrinic acid a,c-diamide adenosyltransferase mitochondrial precursor. The record is from RefSeq and is a predicted model, not a curated record. The transcript is spliced from 6 exons. Gene Ontology annotation, molecular function: corrinoid adenosyltransferase activity. Lineage: Eukaryota; Fungi; Chytridiomycota; Chytridiomycetes; Polychytriales. The coding region runs from base 30 to 803 and encodes 257 amino acids.